Dendrobium catenatum is the source of this 920-nucleotide messenger RNA. RefSeq names its product putative L-ascorbate peroxidase 6. The transcript has 7 exons. NCBI's taxonomy places the organism in Eukaryota, Viridiplantae, Streptophyta, Magnoliopsida, Asparagales, Orchidaceae. The record is from RefSeq and is a predicted model, not a curated record. The coding region runs from base 159 to 920 and encodes 253 amino acids. Gene Ontology annotation, molecular function: heme binding; peroxidase activity. Gene Ontology annotation, biological process: hydrogen peroxide catabolic process; cellular response to oxidative stress; response to reactive oxygen species.
GUUACAGAGGACCUAAUAAAAAAUUCUAAGACUGGAACUCCAAGCGUCGAAGUCCAGUUGAAUCGAUGAGGUUCGGCUUCAGCUAAUCCGAGCACUUUCCAUCUCUCCAAGUUCUAAAUCGGAAGAACCCCAGGUUCCGAAGCCUCGACUCGUCGACGAUGUGGAUGACAUCAUCCCUACCGCUUCUUCCUAAUCAGCAACAUCACCCAUUACAGCUGCCUUAUUCUGUCUCCCACGCCUUCUCCUUCCCCGCGCCCUCCACGACCUCCGGCUUCGCCGCACGACAUAACCCUAGCCUUACCCCACAUGGCCCUCGCCUUCAGCUCGAAAACAUCUACCAGCACCCGUCGGUCUCCAUUUCGUCGUUACACCACAUGGCCCGCUGCUACGAGAAUUCCGAUGGAAGUUGCUAUUCCACAUCUUCAGGAAGGAGAAUGCUUUUAUUUAUGACCUCAACAUCCUUUUUGUUUCCUCCACAUGCUUUGCCAGAAACGUUACAUGCAGCCAAGUUGUCGACUAUUCAAAACAGCUUGAGGGCUGUCUUGUCCAAGGCUAAAGCUGCUGGUGUGCUUCGCAUGGCUUUCCAUGAUGCUGGAACAUAUGAUACAGAGGAUCACUCAGGUGGCAUGAAUGGAUCUAUACUUUAUGAACUUGAUAGACCUGAAAAUGUUGGUCUUAGUAAAAGUUUAAAGAUCUUGGAGAAAGCAAAGAGGGAAGUUGACGAAAUUUGCCAAGCAUCUUGGGCGGACUUCAUUGCGGUGGCUGGUGCUGAAGCAGUCUUUCUAUGUGGAGGUCCAGCAAUUCCUGUUAAAGUAGGCCGGCUAGAUGUGAGGAACCCUGAUCCCGUGGGGAAACUUCCCCAAGAAACAUUGGAUGCUGUUGGUCUAAAAAGCUGCUUUCAGAGAAAAGGCUUCUCGUGA